Messenger RNA from Suillus bovinus, 504 nucleotides. RefSeq lists its product as uncharacterized. Lineage: Eukaryota; Fungi; Basidiomycota; Agaricomycetes; Boletales; Suillaceae. The transcript has 2 exons. The annotation marks the transcript as partial. The record is from RefSeq and is a predicted model, not a curated record.
AUGGUCACUUAUUCUGCUUUCUUUUCUUCUGGCCUUCUCGCGCCCUACCAUCCAAGAACAACAACUCCUGCACCACCCUCCUCGCCGAUGCCGAUGCCAUCCAGCACUAUGCACCCUGUCGAUCGCGAUCUGAGCGUGACGCCAACACCCGGCGACAACUCAAAUAAUGUUGCUGCAAUACCCACUGCGAAUGCUGACCGUCCUCGCAUGCGCAGGCGUCGCAGUAGCAUAAAUAUCAGCGUGAACCCAAUGGCUCUUAUCAAAUCCCCGACCCGAAAUGCGGGUAGCGCGCUUCAGCGCACCGGCGUCAUGUCUCCCACUAGGAGUCGUGCAGGCAGCAUCGCAGAGAACGCUUCAGACACUAACAGUCUUUUUGGAAGAUUAAGGAGUGGCAGUCUGAACACAGGCACUUCACUGCGCCUGCGUCGUGCAGUCAAGCGAACCGUCCCAAUCGCUCCGCCCCCUACUGCCCCUCUUCCUGCACUUCCACCCCCAUCACCAUCU